Molecule: messenger RNA, 345 nt
Organism: Prorocentrum cordatum
Lineage: Eukaryota; Dinophyceae; Prorocentrales; Prorocentraceae
Source: the annotation of a GenBank genome assembly
AUGCAGUCGGAGAUCUGGGUCCCUCCUGGGCGGCUCGUCUGGCCGCCUCCCCCGCGAUGGCCUUCGGACCAGAACUUCGAGGAGAAUCCAACCGUGACGACGAGAGCUCUCCAAGACAAACAGAGGCACCGCUUGGGGGCCUCCCGGAUGGGGUCCGAGCAGGUGGGGUCGGAGGAUCGCGCCGCAUCGCCACUGCUUUGGCGACGCCAGCGAUGCAAAGGCGACGUCGGCGCGAAGAAAAUCGGGCUCCACACCGAGCAGCAUCAGCGUUGCACCAGCGAUGUGGCGCGAGCCUCCGACCCCAUUCUACAGCGGCCCCGCCUGGAAAGCCUGCAGAUACUUUGA